This is a messenger RNA of Musca domestica (house fly), 6219 nucleotides long. RefSeq names its product toll-like receptor 6 (gene Toll-6). The record is from RefSeq and is a predicted model, not a curated record. The transcript has a single exon. Gene Ontology annotation, molecular function: protein binding. The coding region runs from base 982 to 5655 and encodes 1557 amino acids. Lineage: Eukaryota; Metazoa; Arthropoda; Insecta; Diptera; Muscidae. Gene Ontology annotation, biological process: signal transduction.
UAGUUAGAACUUGUACGACAAACACCUCAAUUCGUCGUUCUUCAAAUUCCUCAUACAAAAUACAAAUCUAACUAACCAAGAAGAAGAAAAUCAAAGAAAAAAUAAACAAAAAUCCAUUUAACCCAAAAUAAAUACACAUAACCAGAGAAACGGGUGCGUCUUGUUAGUGACAAAAACAAAACGAAAAGAAAGAACGAAACGUGUCGAACGUCGCCGUCUUGUGGGAAAUCCCGCAUUCAAUUUGUAAUUAAAUUCAAUAACGAUUAAUGUUCCUAAUUAGACAAAAAGCCUACAGCAGUGGGGGCAAGUAGUCACAAAAUGUGUUUAUAAUUCUUCACCGAAAAAAGAAAAAAAAAUUGAAAAAGAAAAUAUCCGAACCGUGUGCGAGUGUGAAUACUGUGAAGAGAGAAGAAGAAAAUACAAACAGCAACAAAAAUACAAAUAGAAAACACAAAAGUUAAGAAACAUCCUUAACAACAUCUACACGGCAUUGAAACCAAACGAAACGAAAAGAAAUGCUAUUUUCAACAAAUUAGAGAGUGCGUGAAUUCCGGCGUGUGUGUUUUGUUUUAGUGUGACAACAACCAAAUAUAUCCUUCGAGAAAAAAGAAACGAUAAAGAGAAAUACAAAUACAAAUACAAAGAUAAACAAAUGAAAAUUGCGAAUCGCAAUUUGCCACAUUCGGUGCGAUAACGUUAUGUGAAAAUUGUUUCGGCAACUCAACGACCACGACAACAGGCCUAAUCUCGAACAACAGCAACAACAAUACGUGAAUCCACAACCGAACGACCACAGGGGCCUUAAAACAAACACACAUCACUCAAAAUGAUUAAAAAGGAUUAAUAGACCUCACUACACCUUUCCCAAUUUGUUUCACUUUUGGUUUUUCAUUUUCGCCAACUAUUUGUUUGGUUUCAUUUUUCAUCAUUUUAUUUGGUAAACUACACGCACACACACACACAAACCAACGACCGGAUACAAUGGCUUCUUCAGCGAAACUCAUUGCAAUUCUGGCUUUGACCAGCCUCUUCGUAUGCAAUGUCAGCAUGCAACAGCAGCAGUCGCCACAACAACAGCAACAACAACAGCAGCAACAGCAACCACUAUCCACACAUACAACACAACAACAGCUGCAACAGCACUCAAAUGCCAUCAUGGGUGAGGCUGGUGUUUCCAACACCCAGUUGCACUCGACGCACAUGGUCAUGCAUGGCACCCGAAUGGAUAGCCAGGAUAUGCGUUACGAUACGCCCGACGACUGCCACUUCUUGCCGGCAGCUGGGCCGGAACAUCCAGAAAUUAUGUUGACUUGCAAUCUACGCACCGUCAACAGUGAAUUCGACACCACCAACUUCAGUGUCAUUCCCUCGGAGCACACCGUGGGCCUGCAUGUCCUGUGCAAUGACGAAAUCAUGGCCAAGAGCUCGCUGGAGCCCCAAUCGUUCGCCCACCUUACGCGCCUGCAGGAACUCUCCAUCAAGUACUGCAAACUGUCCAAGUUCAACAAGAACGUAUUGGAUGGCCUCAGCCAACUGAGGAACUUGACCGUACGCACCCACAACACUUUGUGGCCAUCGCUCAGCUUUGACAUUGAGCCCGAAGCAUUUGCCGUGGUAAAGAAUUUGGAACGCCUUGAUCUGUCGUCCAACAAUAUUUGGUCCUUGCCCGAAUACAUCUUCUGUUCGCUGAGUGCUCUGAUAUCGCUCAAUAUGAGCGAAAAUCGCUUGCAAGAUGUCAAUGAGCUGGGCUUCCGCGACCGAAGCAAGGAAUACGCUCCAGAUGCCACAGCUUCUACUGAUGCCAAAAGGCUGAACACAGCCUGCAACCUAGAAAUUGAAGUUUUGGAUGUAUCAUUCAAUCACUUUGUCCUGCUCCCCGCCAAUGGAUUUGCCACCCUGAGACGCCUACGGGCCCUGCAAGUGAACAACAAUGAAAUUUCCAUGAUUGCCGACAAGGCAUUGAGUGGCUUGAAGAAUUUGCAAAUCCUAAAUCUCAGCUCCAACAAAAUUGUGGCCCUUCCCUCAGAGCUGUUCGCCGAACAGGCGUCUUCCAUUCAAGAAGUCUACCUGCAAAAUAAUUCCAUCAGCGUCUUGUCGCCAAAACUCUUUUCCAAUUUGGAACAGUUACAAGCCUUGGAUUUGUCCUACAACCAAAUUACCUCAACCUGGAUUGAUCGCAGUACCUUUGUGGGCCUCAUCCGCUUGGUGUUGCUCAAUUUGUCGCACAACAAGCUGACCAAAUUAGAUGCAGAAAUCUUUACCGACCUCUACACACUUCAAAUUCUUAAUCUGCGCCACAACCAACUGGAAAACAUUGCCGCCGAGACAUUCGCACCAAUGAACAAUCUGCACACCCUGCUCCUGUCGCACAACAAACUAAAGUACUUGGACGCAUAUGCUCUGAAUGGCCUGUACGUCUUAUCUCUGCUAUCGCUAGACAAUAAUCAUCUUAUCGGAGUGCAUCCGGAGGCGUUCCGUAAUUGCAGCUCCCUGCAAGAUUUGAAUUUGAAUGGCAACCAAUUGAAAACAGUUCCUCUGGCAUUGCGCAACAUGCGUCUUUUACGCACCGUCGACUUGGGCGAAAAUAUGAUAACUGUGUUGGAGGACAAUGCCUUCAAGGGCUUGAGCAAUUUGUACGGUCUGCGAUUGAUUGGCAACUAUUUGGAGAACAUAACCAUGCAUGCGUUCAAGGAAUUGCCCAGUUUACAGAUUCUGAACUUGGCCCGCAAUCGCAUUGCCGUAGUGGAACCUGGUGCCUUCGAAAUGACUUCCAGCAUUCAGGCUAUACGCCUCGAUGGCAACGACCUCAGCGAUAUCAAUGGCCUCUUCAGCAACAUGCCGUCCCUGUUGUGGCUCAACAUCUCCGACAACCGCCUUGAACACUUCGACUAUGCCCAUGUGCCUAGCACGCUUCAAUGGCUGGACCUUCACAAGAAUCGUUUGGUUGAACUAUCGAAUCGUUUCGGCUUGGACUCCCAAAUACGUCUACAGACCAUCGACGCCAGUUUCAAUCAGAUUCAGCGCAUUUCCCCCUCCUCCAUACCCAACUCCAUUGAGCUAUUGUUCAUCAACGACAACCUCAUCACCACAGUGGAUCCGGACACAUUUAUGCACAAGACCAACCUCACACGCGUCGAUCUGUACGCCAAUCAGAUUAGCACCUUGGACGUCAAAUCCCUGCGCAUUUUGCCUGUGCACGAACACCGUUCCCUGCCCGAGUUCUACAUUGGCGGCAAUCCAUUCACAUGCGACUGCAACAUCGACUGGCUGCAGAAGAUAAAUCACAUUAAGUCGCGCCAGUAUCCCCGCAUCAUGGACUUGGAGACGAUCUACUGUAAGCUGUUGAACAACCGCGAACGUGCCUACAUUCCCCUCAUCGAAGCUGAGCCCAAGCACUUCUUGUGCACCUACAAGACGCACUGCUUCGCCGUCUGCCACUGUUGUGAAUUCGAUGCCUGUGACUGUGAAAUGACGUGCCCCACGAACUGUACGUGUUUCCACGACCAGACUUGGUCCACCAACAUUGUCGAGUGCUCUGGAGCCGGUUACUCGACCAUGCCUCGCAAAGUGCCCAUGGACACCACCGAAUUGUACAUCGAUGGCAACAAUUUCGUCGAGUUGGCCAGCCACUCGUUCCUGGGUCGCAAAAAUCUCGCCGUCCUCUAUGUGAACAACUCCAAUGUCCAGAUCAUUUACAACACAACGUUCAGUGGCCUGAAGCGUUUAGUUAUCCUACAUUUGGAAGAUAAUCACAUAACAUCGCUGGAGGGAAAUGAAUUUGCUAACUUGGAAAAUUUGAGGGAGCUGUAUCUGCAAAACAAUCGCAUAGCCACCAUUGGCAAUGGUAGCUUCCACGCCUUGAGAAAGUUAGAAGUCUUGCGUUUGGACGGCAAUCGCCUGAUGCACUUCGAGGUAUGGCAAUUGGCUUUGAAUCCCUAUUUGGCCGAAAUCGGCUUGGCCGAUAAUCAGUGGUCUUGUGAGUGUAGCUAUCUUAUGCAUUUCCGAACCUACUUGGCCCAGAACUCUGGCAAAAUUAUCGAUGCCUCUCGCGUAUCCUGUGUCUACAACAAUGCCACAAGUGUUCUGCGAGAGAAGAACGGUACCAAGUGUACGUUGCGCGAAGAUGUUGCCACCUAUGUGCAGGCCAGUGAAAUUGAAAGCCUCCUCCCCCUUUUGCUGAUGGCCACUUGUGCUUUCGUUGGCUUCUUUGGUCUUAUAAUGGGCCUCUUCUGCUAUCGCCAAGAACUGAAAAUGUGGGCCCAUACCAACUGCCUGCUAAACAUCUGCUACAAGAACACGGGCUUUGUCGAAGAACUCGACAAGGAGCGCCUCAACGAUGUCUACUUCGCCUACAGUCUGCAGGACGAGCAUUUCGUUAAUCAAAUUCUGGCCCACAACCUGGAAAACGACAUGGGCUACAGGGCCUGCCUGCAUUACCGUGACAUUAAUAUUAAUGCCUAUGUCACCGAUGCCGUGAUUGAGGCUGCCGAAAGCGCCAAGCAAUUCGUGUUGGUGCUGUCCAAAAACUUUUUGUACAACGAAUGGUCGCGAUUCGAAUACAAGAGUGCCCUGCACGAGCUCGUCAAACGCAGGAAGCGCAUUGUGUUCAUCUUGUAUGGUGACUUGCCGCAACGUGACAUCGACAUCGACAUGCGUCACUACCUACGCACCAGUACCUGCAUCGAGUGGGACGACAAGAAGUUCUGGCAAAAAUUGCGCCUGGCCCUGCCCCAUGUUCGCAGCAAACGCACCACCACGAACUGUUUAAGCAAUCGCUCAUCGGUAAACAUCUAUGCAGCAGCCCAUGAAUAUCAAGCGACUGCCAAUGGUCGAGCCAGUGGUGUCAUGGUGGCCGACAAGCCGUACAGUGAUUGCAGCAACUAUGCCACAAUUAAUGACUGUGUCCGAGGGUAUGCUCCCAUUCCAACGGCCACGGCUAAUUGUAAAUUCAACACACUCAACGAGCUGGGCUACAAAGCGAACAAGGAGAGCAAGGAGAUGCAGCACGCCAAAACCCUUGAAUUCCAGCGCCAUCACAACCACAUGCGGCCACCACCACCAGCAGCAGCUGCAGCAGCAGCCCUGUCAACGGCCCAUAUGCACCACCAGCAACAACACGAGUAUGCAGUGCCCUCGUACUACAGCAUGGGCAAUGGUCAAAUUCCAAGGGGACUCAGUGUUGCCUCGGGCGCUGGUGUCGUUGGCGGUGGUCUGGGGGAGAUGUCUGCUCCCACAUACGACAGUGUGGAUUAUUCAAAGCAAUCCACUUUACAAAAGACCUCCAAUAACUGUGAUUGCAGCGGCGAGGGCACCAGCAGUAGACGCAAGCCCGGACUGCAGGCCAGUUUUUCCUCAAACUUUACGCCCCCACCACCACCGCUGGCCAAUGGCACGGUCGCCAGUUAUAAUUCCAAAAAAGCAACCUGUAGUUGUCGACGAGGAGAGGAUAAUCCUAAUUGUCGUUGUGGCAGUGGCGUUGGCAGCAGUGCAGCCAAAGCCAGCAGCAGUAGUAACAACUCCAGCAGCAACAGUUCCAAUGAAAGUUGUCGUCCAGAUGAUGACGACCUAAAUCAUUACGAAUCGAAUCUCUCCCUGAAUGAAAUCAACACCACCACAGCCUCAGUGGGCGAGGAGAGCAACAGUUUGUGGGCGUAACAUCAGAAUUACCAACAAGUCCAGCGACAGCGACCACAUCAGCAGCGCCAACAGCAAACGGCCGUUUGUUGACGUGAUUUCAACAUCCCAGCCGGAAGAGCCGCAGAAGUUGAUGACCCUGCUCUAGUAUUUAAGCUUUCCAAGGAGACAGACUAUGUAACCAGUGAAUUUAUGAAGUGCACAACUCUCUAUUUCCAGAAUAGGAGGAUUCCCCAGCACUUUUUGUAAAAUAUGAAAACACCCCAUCCCACUCCCCAACCCCCAUUAUUUAUUAAUUGUAUUGUGUACUUAUUGUUUAUAAUUGUUUUGUAAUUUUUUAAGUUUAAGUUAUUAUUAUUUUUGGUUGAAUUCAAUUUAGUUUAGUUUAUUCAUUAUUUUUUUAAUAUAUAUACAACAAAUUUUAAAGGAAAACAAAAAUGUCCUCAAAAGUUAUACUGAAAUUUUGAUUGGAUAAAAUAACAGACUGAUAAACUUAGUUCGUUCUAUUUAGCGAAACGUGUGAAGCGAGAGCAAGAAAUAAAAUAAAAACGAUACAAAUUAAAAUAAAAUGAAAUGUAAAUACAA